AAGGCGGCGGGCGGGUCUUGCGCUUGGCAGCCGCUGGCGCUAUGGUGGGUGGCGAGGCGGCCGCUGCGGUGGAAGAGCUGGUUUUGGGGGUGCGGCAGGCGACCGACUACGCGGAACAGUUCCGUUCCUACUCCGAGAGCGAAAAGCAAUGGAAGGCCCGGAUGGAGUUCAUCCUCCGUCACCUUCCCGACUACCGCGACCCGCCCGACGGCGGCGGACGCCUGGACCAGCUGCUCUCCCUCUCCAUGGUCUGGGCCAACCACCUUUUCCUGGGCUGCAGUUACAACAAAGAUCUUUUAGACAAGGUGAUGGAAAUGGCUGAUGGAAUUGAAGUGGAAGACCUGCCACAGUUUACUACCAGAAGUGAAUUAAUGAAAAAGCAUCAAAGCUAAAGAAGAUUUAUCACAUUUCAUCAUCACCUGCAGGCUCAGAAAGGAGACUGCGGUGAAUGUGACAUUGAUCAGUGUCCCUCUCAAGACUCCUAGUAUUACCCACCCAAAGGAGGAGUGGCAGCUGGAGUGAAAAGGAAUCUAUCUAGAUUGACUUUUUAAAAAGUUCUCAUUCUUCUAGUAGCUAUCACUGUAAAAGUUUGCAUGGACAUUCAUGUGUUUGUAAUAUAAGUCUAUCAAGAUUGUAGAAGUCCUGUUCUUUAUUUUCAGUUUUUAAAUGUCAAACUUUUAUGGAAAGUGCCUGAUUUUUAACUGUUAAUGUAGUAUGGGGAUAUGAAUUUUAUUGAUUUGGAUUUUUCACCAAUGUACCUUUAAGUGUGAUUCAAUUUUAUGAACUUUCCCCUUCACACUGAGGUAAAACAUCCUUUAUUUCCUAUUUUCUACCUGAAAUUUAUGCCACACACACACACACACACACACACACAUAUCCCAUCUCUUUAUUCCCCCCUUUUCUUUUUUUUUUUUGUUGGGAAUCAAAUCAUAGGACUUAAAAGGGUCCCUGAGGUACCCACCAAUUCAUAGAAAGAGGCAUCCUACUGAAAAGCAUCUGGCCUUAUUUUGUUAAACUCAUUCACACGAGAUUCUGCAGCUUUGCCCAGCCAGCCAGCCAAUUUGUAGAUUCUCUAGAAGGUAUCCCAGGCUGUUAAGUAAAACCCACAUCCUGUUUUUUUUUUUUCCUAGGGAGAGCUUGAAGCUUGGGUCUUCUAGACUUCAGGUACUGCCUUGCACAUAGCCCCUCAGGAAAUACUCUAAGCAGCAUCCUGCUUUGCUCUGAAAUUAUGGUAUUCAUUUUCCCCUUUUUAGUGUAUCUGUUUUUCAUCUCAUCCCCUGUUCCUUUCUUAUUUAAUACCCACCAUUAACUAAAUACCUUCAGGCAUAAAUACUGGGAGAGAGGCUUCAUUUGGGGGACACAAUUUAACAGUCAGCCGCAGCAGGAUUCACUCAUUCAGUGCCAGGCACUGUGCUUGGUACUGGGGAUGGUGACAAAUAAAACAUAGACCCUGCCUUAGCUUAAUUUACUGGUGACUAUGGGUAACUGUAAAAGUAAUUCAUUGUGCCAGAAGUGCUUGAGAGGAGAGCUGCUUGUGGGAGCAUGGUGUCUGGGGACAGAGAAGUUGGACAAGACUCUUGCCUAUGUCUUGAGACUUAGGCCAGGCAGCAUGCUUUGGAUGGGCCACAUUCCUGCAUGACUUCUAGCUCCCAUUUCCCUAGUAACUACUAGGAUGGACUGAGCAGAGGUCAAGGACUUGGAAUCUGCCUCUGAUCUGUGACCUUGGACAAGCGACUUCUCUCCCCUGAGCUCACCUCAAAAAUGGAGAUCAUAGAAAGAUAUACCACAAAGAGCUAUGAUGGCGAGGACUAAUUAAGAGUAAAUAUGCUCAACAAGCCUUAAUCUAUUCUUUUCCUCAAAUGUAAACCAGCCUUUUUCCAUUUUGAUUAUCUGCUUAAAAUACAAAGUG
Messenger RNA from Choloepus didactylus (southern two-toed sloth), 1909 nucleotides. It is a transcript of the gene XTBD1, whose product is annotated as CDKN2A interacting protein N-terminal like. NCBI's taxonomy places the organism in Eukaryota, Metazoa, Chordata, Mammalia, Pilosa, Megalonychidae. The coding region runs from base 42 to 392 and encodes 116 amino acids. The record is from RefSeq and is a predicted model, not a curated record. The transcript is spliced from 3 exons.